Messenger RNA from Anguilla anguilla (European eel), 2026 nucleotides. Its product is annotated as homeobox protein Hox-C13a-like. Gene Ontology annotation, molecular function: RNA polymerase II cis-regulatory region sequence-specific DNA binding; DNA-binding transcription factor activity, RNA polymerase II-specific. The transcript has 2 exons. Gene Ontology annotation, biological process: regulation of transcription by RNA polymerase II. NCBI's taxonomy places the organism in Eukaryota, Metazoa, Chordata, Actinopteri, Anguilliformes, Anguillidae. Bases 74 to 997 code for a protein of 307 amino acids. The record is from RefSeq and is a predicted model, not a curated record.
CGUAAAAAAUGUGCUUCGAAAUGAGGUGUCUCUUGGAGUAGGCGACUUUUAAAAAGCAUCGACAGCCCAUGAUAUGACGACUUCGCUGGUCCUGCAUCCACGCUGGGCGGACACCUUGAUGUACGUGUAUGAAAAAAGCCCGAAUGAAAACAAUCCAAAUAAAAACCAAGCCAUGGACGGACUAAGCGGGAACUGCCCCGCUAGCCACUGCAGGGAUCUCAUCUCUCACCCGGCGCUGGGACGACAUUCAGGCAGCAUAACGACACACCAGGGCUCCGUGUACUCGGAUAUAUCUUCUCCAGACGCCGGUCGACAGUGUCCCGCUCCCCAGACUUCAUCUAGUGCAACUCUGGGAUACGGUUACCCGUUUGGAAGCCCCUAUUAUGGGUGCAGGUUGUCCCACUCACACAACAUGAACUUGCAGCAGAAGCCGUGUUCUUAUCACCCGUCAGAGAAAUACACGGAGCCUAGCAACACGCUGCCCACGGAAGAACUGUCCAGCAGGGCCAAAGAGUUCGCCUUUUACCCCAGUUUCGCCAGCUCCUACCAGACUGUCCCAGGUUAUUUAGACGUGUCCGUGGUACCUAGUAUUAGUGCACAUCCGGAACCGCGGCACGAGACAUUGAUUCCCGUGGAAGGCUACCAGCACUGGGCUCUUUCAAAUGGCUGGGAUGGGCAGGUGUACUGUUCCAAGGAUCAAACACAGUCCGCUCAUCUCUGGAAGUCGCCAUUCCCAGAUGUGGUUCCGUUGCAACCUGAAGUCAACAGUUACCGUCGAGGUCGCAAGAAACGGGUUCCGUACACCAAGCUCCAACUUAAGGAGCUGGAGAAAGAAUACGCAGCCAGCAAGUUCAUCACCAAAGACAAGAGACGGCGCAUCUCGGCAACAACUAACCUCUCCGAGCGCCAGGUUACAAUCUGGUUCCAAAACCGUCGGGUCAAAGAGAAGAAAUUUGUCUGCAAAUCUAAGAGUAAUGCGCAUAUGCAUACUACUUGAUGUAUUUCCGGUGUGCUCCUCCCCUCACAUCCCCCCGAUCAAGAAGUCAGAAUCAUGUAUCUCAUUAGAAGUCGUUUCUGGUGGUGGCCGAUUGUAUAGAGACACCUGAACACCUUUCCAUCCUGGUUUUGAUUUUUCUGAAAAUUUAACCUCCACUCUACAUCCACCACCUUGGCUUUGGGGGGAAAAAAUACAAAUCUUUAAGACACACUGAACUCCGUUAGUACUUGUCUCAUGUUUUAUGAUUGCGAAUAUUCUCGUGAGUUUGGUCCCUGUUUCACAACAGAUUUGUGGAAUAUGCUUUUUUCUUGCCCGCCAUUAGUUGACAAACAAAAUCUUUCUCCUCUCUUCGUCCUUACUCACGUUUCCGAAUACCAACGUCCUUAGAUUCUGUUCUUUUGAUCUUAGCCUCUGAAAAAGUAAGGACCGUAAGCAAUAUAGCUACACUACUUAGAGGAUGAAUCCACAGCUCUAAACGAGAAAUGUGUGAACUACAUUACAUGAUUCAGAUACGCUUACAAAAUGGACUCUGAAUGGUUUCUGGUUUAUUGAUUUAUUUUUGUCCCAAACAAAAAUCGUGAUCAACCAUAUUGGAACGAGGGACAUGAAAACUCCGAAAACUCUCAUUUGUUUGAUAUACGGCUUACUCCUUUUGGUGCUUAGGAUAUAAGCAAGGCUGCUAAUGUUAAAAUGUACAGUACAUUUAUUAUUUAAUGAAUAUUCUCUCGUAUGACAGGAGUUGUAAAUUGGAAUGUUUUAUGAGGUUGAUAUUUUGUUCUUUGGUCAGUGAAGGAUAUGUGUCCUCCAUGCAACUGGAAUGAUUGUAAUCAGUUUAAGAAAGUUAAGUAUUACAUAUUAAUGCACAAUCUUCCCUCUCCUUAUUUUGUUUGUAAAGUUAAUGUAGGUCUUAAUGCAUUUGAGCUGUGCAUUCGCCUUGUAAGCAUUUGGCCCCUUUCCUUUGUGCAGGUUGUGAACUGUGAUGUGGUUGAUUCAAAUGUACUCAAUGGAAACGUGUUUCAUAAAUAAAUG